Molecule: messenger RNA, 2744 nt
Organism: Chelmon rostratus (copperband butterflyfish)
Lineage: Eukaryota; Metazoa; Chordata; Actinopteri; Chaetodontiformes; Chaetodontidae
Gene: sigmar1
Product: sigma non-opioid intracellular receptor 1
Exons: 5
Coding region: 120-788 (222 amino acids)
Cellular component (GO): endoplasmic reticulum
Source: RefSeq, a predicted model, not a curated record
GUCCUUUGGACUCCACGCCUCCCUUGCCGAUGGCGUGUCUGGAGUGACCUGUCUGCCACUUUUUCCACUUGUAGUGAGCCCUGCUGCUGUGUCUCUGUCUGUGCCGUUUUGUUUAAACCAUGUCUGUAGUCAGGACGACUGUAAAACUGCUCGUGUUCGCCGCAGUCACCGUCCUGGUCGUGCUGCUGCUGCGACAGUGGAUGGCCACCAAGCAGUACGUUUUCAACAAAGAAGACGUCGCCAAAUUGGCUAAACAGUACGCAGGACAGGACCAUGAGCAGGCCUUCUCCAAAGUGGUAGUGGAGCUCAGGAAGAGGUAUCCUGGCCACAUCCUGCCAGACGAGGACCUGCAGUGGGUGUUUAUGAAUGCCGGAGGUUGGAUGGGCUCCAUGUGCCUCCUCCACGCCUCGCUCACAGAGUACCUGCUGCUGUUCGGCACGGCAGUAGAUACAGGAGGACACUCAGGUCGUUACUGGGCUGAGAUUUCUGACACCAUCAUAUCCGGCACCUUCAGGCAGUGGAAGGAGGGGACAACAAAGAGUGAAAUGUACUACCCCGGAGACACCAUCGUACACGGUGUAGGCGACGCCACGUCGGUCCAGUGGAGCGCCGGGACAUGGAUGGUGGAGUACGGCCAAGGUUUCAUCCCGUCCACGCUGGGAUUUGCUCUGGCAGACACCCUGUUCAGCACUCAAGACUUCGUCACAAUGUUCUACAUCAUUCGUGUCUAUGUCAAGGGUAUGCUGCUCGAGGCUGGUACAUUUCUGACAGAGGCCGGGGUUUUCUGAGGCCCGGUCGAGGCUCGGAUGCCAGCACAGAGACAGUAACAUCAAAAGUUUGCCACUAACAUCUUGCAUCAUUUAAAGUUCAAAUAUUUCUACCCGGAAACGCUGACAAUUCAAAUUUGCAUCAGUAGAGUUAAUUUCAUCCCAAAAGAAAGUGGGUUCUCUUUAGCUUCACCCCGUGAAAUCAGACUGCAUCAACAACAAUGCAACACUGACCACCGACCUGAAGGCUGCACCUCUCAGCGAACCCAGGAACAGAUCAUUCUGACUCAAGCCUUAGCCCGUCACCUUCAGUGAUACUCAGCAUCUCGCUCAAUACAAUGAACAUUCCUCUGAGAGCUCAAACUGCCUUCACAGUCAGUGAGGUCUUCAGUACUCCUAAAAAUACAGCCUGUAUUUUUUAGGAUCAGGCUGAAAGAAUCAAGUCCCAAAAAUAGUUUCCUCUCUUACCAAAUCAGAGAUUCUUCUUGGCAUUAACAUGCAUUUUGGGUGAUCCGAUCACAGGUGGACAGAAGAGAACAUCGCCGUUCACACCUGUGUCUAUCCUGCAUCCCCAAGGUGUCCAGCUGGCAACUUGUGUUCUGAUUUCGUUACAGCCUACAUCAUGAUCAAAGGGCCCCGCAAACAGUCAUUAGGUGUUGCCAUGCUUGUUACACACAGGCUAACAGCUAGCUAAGAAAACAAAACUGUGUCAAGAACUAAUAUACAUGUACGAGCUAUUCCAACUGUUGAGACUGGCAGGACAAAAUCACUUGUGAUUGCAGACGAGCGCAGCAACAACAUCAGCGCUACUCUCCAUUUUUCAAGCGAGGGGGCGCUGUAACCAAAACAACCACCAAGUCUGGGACUGAUGAGGCAUGUUCCUGUUGCAUCCUUGCAUCCUUGGUCUGGGAUGCAUCAUGCUGCAUUAGCACUUACACUACAAAACAUAUGUGGUCACAACGCGUCUUGGUGGUUGUUUACACCUGUAUUGAGUACAGUCCACUUGUGAUCCACCCAGGACACAUGUUAAUGGUAGGUGUAAUCGGGGUCUUUGUAACCAGGCUGUUGAGUAUUUCCUCUUUUUGCAAACAUCCACUUUGAAAAUUUAGUAUUGAGUAUUAAAUGCUGAAGCUGUGAUAUGAAGACUGGUAUGACCAUCAAUUUUGGGGACUAAGGAAUUACUUUUAAAACAAAUAUGCAAUGCUUAAUUAGGUGUGUAAACAAAAAAAAACAUAUCUACUGUAAAGCUACUAUUUUCUUAGUAAAUACCCAUUUCUGUGUAUAGGCAUGUGGACUCUCAGUAAAUUAGGGUCUUUGUGAAGAUCUUACGUAAACCAAUCACAGAAACCAACGUCAGGAAGCCAAGAAGCAAGUUUGUUCCAAAGAUCAUGUGGCUCCAUUUCCUCCUUCACAAUCAAUGAUCUGUAUAUACUAUAUAUUUUUGAAAAUGUUGAAAACCUGACAGGAUGUGUUGAAGAAAACAGCCUGGAUAUGUGUGCAGUGUCCCAUUUUUGGCUCCAUAUGAGUCAUAGUCCAAUUUAUAGCAGCUCAGAGAUAGCAGUGUUUUCAUGAUUUCAGCCACUCUGUCAUCUGUGUGGGCUUGACCGCUUCAGAGCAAUUUUAAUGGAGCAGUUUUCACAUUUCUCCUUUUUUUUCCUCACAAUCUCAACUUUUUUUGUCUUAAUAUAUAAGGUGUAGUCCUUAUUUUCUCACAAAACUUUGGUAGAGAUUUGUCCAUUAAAUCAAAUCACAUUUGUAGCCCAAUGGCUUUUCAAACUAUAAAGCAGAUAUUUUACACUAAGUACUGUACCCACUGUGUGGUGCUGCUAAACACCAGCAGAUAUGUCUUUGGAGAAGUGUAUGAAAUGUUUGUGUUAUUCAUAUUUGUUUAAGAAAAUGAACAAAAAAAAAACACUGCAGUUCUGAACUGACCUCUGCUGUGUUUUCCUCAUAAUGCUUCACGUUUCAUUAAUUCAA